CAUUUUCACAUUUUUAAUAAUGACAAAAAUACAAACAAAAGACAUCUGAAAAUCUUCGAGUGAAGCCUAAAGAAACGAACAAACAGCUUAAAAAGGAAAAAAACAAUCACAAAUAGGAAAUACUUGCAAUAAAAUAUCUAAAUUGAUAAAAGUAGAACGAUUCGUUUCCAGAAGAGUGGAGGUGACAGAAUUUUCAGAUACUAAAGAAAGCGAUAGCAGAUUUUAUUUAUCUAAACUUAAUUACAUAAUAAAAAAUGUCACAAUACAGAGUAUAUGUGAUUUGAGCCUUCUCCGCUUAACAUAGCCUUUAAACUUGAAAAUCCGACGCAAUGCAGGAGCUGAGGCUCCACAUUUUUCACAUUCUCGUCGCACCAUCACCUACAAGAUAUUAACUGCACAAACUAUACACGAUUUUCGUUAAUAUAAGGAUGUGUUAAACCGGUAAGAAAUAACGAAAUAUUCAGUCUUUUCGCAGUCUCUUCUUGUAACGUUUUGAACACAAUAUGCAAGACAAUUACUUAAUAUUCUUAAUUUUAUUGAUUUUUGUGCGUGAAUUUGCAUUGACACCAAUAAUGAGAUGAAGAAAACACCCAGAGGGGGAAAAAAAAAAACAAUCGUAAAUAUACUAGAGACCAUCAGGAAUUUUACUUACAAAACAUGGUAUCCUCCGCAAGCAAUACACGUCUGAUCUACAGAGAAAAGAGUUAACGAAGGCUUUCCUUCCCAAGGUUCAACAUUAAAGGCACAUCUCUCCAGCACCGGUGGCUGUUCACCACAGAACACAGAAGACACGAAGCUUCCAAAGGAAAGACCAGAAAUAAAGAAAUGUACAUGUUUAAAUCUCGUGCUCUCUGCUGCUGUCAUCUGGGCUACAGGAACGGGACGCGCACAGAAUGUAAGUGAACGAUCCAGUUUACAUCCCACGCUUCGUGUUUUAAAGAUGGAUCUAAUUCUGGAAGUUAAACCCCUUCAACGAAAAAAAAAACACCGCCGAUUGUUUCUUAAUCCGACAAUACUAUCUCCUUCAUCGUCCACCUUCCACCCCACUGCUCUUCCAGCGUCUAUUCUACCACAGCUCCUCAGGAAGCAGCACCGGGCGCCGGCGAUGGCGCUGAGGGUCGCUGUGGGGUCAGAGGGUAAAGGUCGUUCACCCAGCAUCCUCGGCUGUAGAUACACAGCCAUCUUGGAUCUGCGAGGAGAAGAGAAAUUAAUGCGGUGACAAACAGCAUGUUUAGUGCUACAAGAAAGAAGUUUGUAGAGGGGGUCGAAAGUGACUACCCUGAUGAAAGCCUCUACUACAGCCAGCCGUCGAUGUUCCCACAUCGAUCAGAAAAAGACAUGCUGGCAUCCCCAUCACCCUCAACGUCAGGUCAAUUGUCUCAGCUUGGUGCAAGCUUAUAUGGGCCACAAAGUGCACUAGGCUUUCCAAUGAGGGGAAUGAACAACAAUAACCCUCAGAUAAAUCGCAGCUUAUCACAAGGUACCCAGUUACCGAGCCAUGUAACACCUACGACAGGCGUACCGACAAUGUCUCUCCAUACUCCACCCUCACCAAGCAGGGGUAUCCUGCCUCUGAACACAAGGAACAUGAUGAACCACUCCCAGGUUGGACAAGGGAUUGGCAUGCCUGGCAGGACCAACAGCAUGAGCAGUUCAGGGUUAGGCAGUCCAAACAGAAGCUCACCCAGCAUAAUAUGUAUGCCAAAGCAACAACCAUCUCGGCAGCCUUUUACCAUUAACAGUAUGUCUGGAUUCGGAAUGAACAGGAAUCAGGCGUUUGGAAUGAACAACUCGUUAUCAAGCAACAUUUUCAAUGGAACAGACGGAAGCGAAAACGUGACGGGACUGGAUCUCUCGGACUUCCCAGCACUAGCGGACAGAAGUAGAAGGGAAGGAAGCGGCAAUCCAACCCCGUUAUUAAAUCCUCUGGCUGGCCGGGCCCCAUAUGUCGGGAUGGUAACAAAACCUGCGAGUGAACAGUCCCAAGAUUUCUCCAUCCAUAACGAGGAUUUCCCUGCACUGCCUGGCUCCAGCUAUAAGGACCCCACGUCGAGUAAUGAUGACAGUAAAUCGAAUUUAAACUCGUCAAGCAAGAAUGCGUCUAGUACAGAUGGGCCCAAAUUCCCUGGAGACAAAAGUUCAACAGCGCAAAACAACAACCAGCAGAAGAAAGGGAUUCAGGUGUUACCCGACGGUCGGGUGACAAACAUUCCUUCAGGAAUGGUAACGGACCAGUUUGGGAUGAUUGGUUUGUUAACAUUCAUCCGGGCAGCAGAGACGGAUCCAGGGAUGGUACACCUUGCGUUAGGAAGUGACUUGACAACACUAGGGCUCAAUCUCAACUCUCCAGAAAAUCUCUACCCUAAGUUUGCAUCUCCAUGGGCAUCAGCACCUUGUCGACCUCAGGAUAUUGACUUCCAUGUUCCAUCUGAGUAUUUAACGAACAUUCACAUAAGGGAUAAGCUGGCUGCAAUAAAACUUUCGCGGUAUGGAGAAGACCUGCUUUUUUACUUGUACUACAUGAACGGAGGAGACCUCUUACAGCUUCUAGCAGCAGUUGAGCUAUUCAACCGAGACUGGAGGUACCACAAAGAAGAGAGAGUGUGGAUCACAAGGGCGCCGGGAAUGGAGCCAACAAUAAAGACCAACACUUAUGAGAGGGGGACAUACUACUUCUUUGACUGUCUUAACUGGAGGAAGGUAGCUAAGGAGUUUCACCUGGAAUAUGACAAACUAGAAGAAAGGCCUCAUGUGCCAUCGACUUUCAACUAUAACCCAGCUCAGCAAGCCUUCUAAAAGACUUCCCUGUUCAUGGGGUAUGGCUGUCUCAGCACAUUACUCACUGAAACUGCAGAAACUGAUGUGGCUCAGGCAUCCUGGUUUUUAUUCCUUGAGGAUCUGGCAAUUGACUUAGGCAGAGGGUUCACCAUUUCGAGGGUCCUGCCUUAUUGAUUAUGUGCUGCCCAACACCUAAGCUUCUUCUUUUAUUUUUAUUCCGUUUUUUUUUUUAGUUUGAGCAGGGUCUGAAUUUUGUUUACGCCUCUUUUCAAAUGCCCGUUUGUUCAAAGGCAGGAACACUGACAAAAUAAAAAAAAAGGUUUAUGCUUAAUUUUCCAAAGUGUUAAAAAAAAAACCCAACAAAAUAACAACAAA
This is a messenger RNA of Lepisosteus oculatus (spotted gar), 3153 nucleotides long. The record is from RefSeq and is a predicted model, not a curated record. NCBI's taxonomy places the organism in Eukaryota, Metazoa, Chordata, Actinopteri, Semionotiformes, Lepisosteidae.